Molecule: messenger RNA, 6365 nt
Organism: Echinops telfairi (small Madagascar hedgehog)
Lineage: Eukaryota; Metazoa; Chordata; Mammalia; Afrosoricida; Tenrecidae
Gene: SBF1
Product: SET binding factor 1
Exons: 40
Coding region: 1-5682 (1893 amino acids)
Source: RefSeq, a predicted model, not a curated record
AUGGUCAUCAGGGCAGACACAGGCCUGGGUCUGGACAUCCUGUCCUGCGGGUUGUCCCUACUCUUGUUCCCAGGGAGUGGCGAAGGCCAGGGCCAGAUCCUGCAGCGCUUCCCAGAGAAGGACUGGGAGGACAACCCCUUUCCCCAGGGCAUUGAACUGUUCUGCCAGCCCAGCGGGUGGCAGCUGUGUGCUGAGCGGAACCCACCGACCUUCUUCGUGGCUGUCCUCACUGACAUCAGCUCCGAACGGCACUACUGCGCCUGCCUGACCUUCUGGGAGCCGGUGGAGCCCACCCAGGAUGCUGUGUGCACUGAGGACUCCGUGGGGAGUGAGCCAGCAGCAGAGGAGGGGCGGCCCACAGCCGCCAGCCAGCUCUUUGCUCCGAAGACCCUGGUGCUGGUGUCAAGGUUGGACCACUCCGAGGUGUUCAGGAACAGUCUGGGGCUCAUCUACACGGUCCACGUCGAGGGCUUGAGCGUGUCCCUGGAGAGUGUCAUUGGGAACCUGCUGACCUGCACCAUCCCCCUGGCCGGGGGCUCGCAGAGAACCAUCUCUCUGGGGGCAGGGGACCGGCAGGUCAUCCAGACCCCGCUCACCGACUCGCUGCCCGUCAGCUGCUGCAGUGUGGCCCUACUCUUCCGCCAGCUCGGCAUCACCAACGUGCUGGCUCUGUUCUGCGCGGCACUCACUGAGCACAAGAUCCUCUUCCUGUCCCGGAGCUACCAACGCCUGGCCGACGCCUGCCGGGGCCUCCUGGCGCUGCUCUUUCCCCUCCGNNGCAGCUUCACCUACGUGCCCAUCCUGCCAGCUCAGCUCCUGGAGGUGCUCAGCACGCCCACGCCCUUCAUCAUCGGGGUCAACGCCGCCUUCCAGGCCGAGACCCAGGAGCUGCUAGACGUGAUCAUUGCUGAUCUUGAUGGAGGCACGGUGACCGUCCCCGAGUGUGUACACGUCCCACCCCUGCCAGAACCUCUGCAGAGCCAGACCCACAGUGUGCUGAGCAUGGUCCUGGAUCCAGAACUAGAGCUGGCUGACCUAGCCUUCCCACCUCCCACAACCUCCUCCUCCUCCCUGAAGAUGCAGGACAAGGAGCUUCGGGCUGUCUUCCUGCGGCUCUUUGCGCAGCUGCUGCAGGGCUACCGCUGGUGCCUGCAUAUUGUGCGCAUCCACCCUGAGCCAGUCAUCCGCUUCCACAAGGCAGCCUUCCUGGGCCAGCGGGGGCUGGCGGAAGACGACUUCCUGGUGAAGGUGCUGGAGGGCAUGGCCUUUGCAGGCUUCGUGUCGGAGCGUGGCGUCCCCUACCGGCCCACGGACCUGUUUGAUGAGCUGGUGGCCCACGAGGUGGCACGGAUGCGGGCCGAUGAGAGCCACCCCCAUCGGACCCUGCGGCACGUCAGGGAACUAGCAGAGCAGCUGUAUAAGAACGAGAACCCGUACCCUGCGGUGACGAUGCACAAGGUGCAGCGGCCGGCAGAAGCCAGUCACCUGCGCCGUGCACCACGGCCCUUCCCCCGGCUGGACGAGGGCACCGUGCAGUGGAUCGUGGACCAGGCCACCGCCACGCUGCAGGGCGCACCUCCGGCCGUGCGGGCCGAGAAGAGGACCACUGUGCCCUUGGGGCCCCCCAUGACCGCCAUCCUUGAGAGGAGCAGUGCAUUGCACGCCAACAGCGCGCGCCGGCUGGAGGUGGUCCGCAGCUGCAUUGCCUAUGUGUUCGAGGGGAAGAUGCUGGAGGCCAAGAAGUUGCUGCCGGCUGUGCUGAGGGCCCUGAAGGGCCGUGCUGCCCGCCACUGCCUCACCCAGGAGCUACACCUCCACGUGCAGCAAAACAGGGCCGUCCUGGACCAUCAGCAGUUUGACUUUGUCGUUCGCAUGAUGAACUGCUGUCUGCAGGACUGCACCUCCAUGGAUGAGCAUGGUGUCGCGGCUGCCCUGCUACCUCUGGUCACUGCCUUCUGCCGGAAGCUGAGCCCCGGGGUGACGCAGUUCGCGUACAGCUGUGUGCAGGAGCACGUGGUGUGGAGCACGCCGCAGUUCUGGGAGGCCAUGUUCUACGGGGACGUGCAGACUCACAUCCGGGCCCUCUAUCUGGAGCCCGCUGAGGACCACACUCCCUCCCAGGAGAUGGGGGAGGUGGCCCUGCAGCAGGAGGAGCGGUCGGCGCUGGACGUGGCCUCAGAGCAGCGGCGUCUGUGGCCGACUCUGGACCGCAAGAAGCAACAGGAGUUUGUGCAAAAGGAGGAGAGCACGGUGUUCAGCCAGGCCAUCCACUACGCCAGCCGCAUGAGCUACCUCCUGCUGCCCCUGGACAGCAGCCGGGGCAGGUUCUUGCGGGAGCGUGCGGGCCUGGGUGAGCUGGAGAGUGCCAGCAACAGCCUGGUCACCAACAGCAUGGCGGGCAGCAUGGCGGGCAGCUAUGACACAGAGAGUGGCUUUGAGGAUGCAGAGACCUCCGACGUGGCUGGGGCUGUGGUCCGCUUCAUCAACCGCUUUGUCGACAAGGUCUGCACGGAGAGUGGGGUCACCAGCGACCAUCUCAAGGGGCUGCAUGUCAUGGUGCCAGACAUCGUCCAGAUGCACAUUGAGACCCUUGAGGCCGUGCACCGGGAGAGCAAGAGACUGCCGCCCAUCCAGAAGCCCAAGUUGCUGCGGCCACGCCUGCUGCCCGGCGAGGAGUAUGUGCUGGAUGGUCUCCGUGUCUAUCUGCUCCCCGACGGGCGUGAGGCAGGGGCCGGCGGCAGUGGGGGGGGGCCCGCGCUGUUGCCGGCUGAGGGCGCCAUCUUCCUCACCACAUAUCGAGUCAUCUUCACAGGCAUGCCCACUGACCCCCUGGUCGGGGAGCAGGUGGUAGCCCGCUCCUUCCCGGUGGCCGCGCUGACCAAGGAGAAGCGCGUCAGUGUGCAGACCCACGUGGACCAGUUCCUGCAGGAUGGGCUCCAGCUACGCUCUUGCACCUUCCAGCUGCUCAAGAUGGCCUUUGAUGAGGAGGUGGGCUCCGACAGUGCCGAGCUCUUCCGCAAGCAGCUGCACAAGCUGCGGUACCCCCCUGACGUCAGGGACACCUUCGCCUUCAUUGGGGGAGCCGUGCACGCACCCAGCCGGCCAGCCCGUGCCACCAAGGACAAGGGGCCAUCCCUCAAAACCCUCUCCCGGAACCUGGUGAAGAAUGCCAAGAAGACCAUGGGGAGGCAGUACGUGACGCGCAAGAAGUACAACCCCCCCAGCUGGGAGCCCCGUAGCCAGCCCCCCGACGACGACCAGGAGGACGCCAUCUCAGUGUCGGACGAGCCAGAGCCCAGCACGUUGACCCCCACGUCAGCGCUGAAGCCCUCUGACCGCAUGACCAUGAGCAGCUUGGUGGAGCGGGCGUGCUGCCGUGACUACCAGCGCCUGGGCCUGGGCACGCUCAGCAGCAGCCUGAGCCGCGCCAAGUCUGAGCCCUUCCGCAUCUCACCGGUCAACCGAAUGUACGCCAUCUGCCGCAGCUACCCUGGGCUGCUGAUCGUGCCACAGAGCGUCCAGGACAACGCCCUGCAACGCGUGUCACGCUGCUACCGCCAGAACCGCUUCCCUGUGGUGUGCUGGCGCAGUGGGCGCUCGAGGGCCGUGCUGCUGCGUUCCGGCGGCCUGCACGGCAAGGGUGUCGCUGGCCUCUUCAAGACCCAGAACGCCCCAUCACCAGGCCAAUCGCAGACAGACUCGGGCAGCCUGGAGCAGGAGAAGUACCUGCAGGCCGUGGUUAGCUCCAUGCCACGCUACGCCGACGCCUCGGGGCGCAACACCCUGAGUGGCUUCUCCUCUGCCCACCUGGGUGGCCAUGCUCCCAGUCCCCGAGCCAGGGUCACUACGCUGUCCAACCCCAUGGCGGCCUCGGUCUCCAGACGGACCGCGCCCCGAGGGAAAUGGGGCAGCAUCCGGGCGAGUGGACGAAGCAGCGGCGGUGGUGUUGGCAUGGACGUGGGCUCCCGGUUGGCGGGGAGAGAUGUGCUGGGCCCUCCACAGCCCAAUGGGGCGCCCCCGGACCCCGGCUUCCUGCGGCCCCAGCGUGCAGCCCUCUACAUCAUCGGGGACAAGGCUCAGUUCAAGGGUGUACGUCAGGACCCUUUGCAGCAGUGGGAGCUGGUGCCCAUCGAGGUGUUUGAGGUGCGGCAGGUGAAGGCCAGCUUCAAGAAGCUUCUCAAGGCCUGCGUCCCGGGCUGUGCCGCUGCCGAGCCUGGCCCUGCCUCCUACCUGCGUUCACUGGAGGACUCCGAGUGGCUGAGCCAGAUCCACAAGCUGCUGCGCGUGUCUGUGCUGGUGGUGGAGCUGCUAGACUCGGGCUCCUCCGUCCUCGUCAGCCUGGAGGAUGGCUGGGACGUCACCACCCAGGUCGUGUCGCUGGUGCAGCUGCUCUCGGACCCCUUCUACCGCACCCUAGAGGGCUUCCGGCUGCUGGUGGAGAAGGAGUGGCUGUCCUUCGGGCAUCGCUUCAGCCACCGCGGGGCCCACACCCUGGCCGGGCAGAGCAGUGGCUUCACGCCCAUCUUCCUGCAGUUCUUGGAUUGCGUGCACCAGGUCCACCUGCAAUUCCCCAUGGAGUUUGAGUUCAGCCAGUUCUACCUCAAGUUCCUCAGCUACCACCACGUAUCCCGCCGCUUCCGCACCUUCCUGCUGGACUCUGAUUACGAGCGCAUCGAGCUGGGCCUGCUGUAUGAGGAGAAAGGGGAGAGGAGGGGCCCCCAGCCGUGCAGGUCUGUGUGGGAGUACAUGGACCGGCUGAGCAAAAAGACACCUGUGUUCUACAACUACAUGUAUGCUCCCGAGGACGCAGAGGUCCUGCGCCCCUAUAGCAAUGUGUCCAACCUGAAGGUGUGGGACUUCUACAUGGAGGAGAGCCUCGCUGAGGGCCCCCUCUAUGACUGGGAGCUGGCCCAGGAGCCCCCAGAACCCCCUGAGGAAGAGCGGCCGGAUGGCGGAGCCCCCCAGAGUAGGCGCCGUGUGGUGUGGCCCUGCUAUGACAGCCGACCCCGUGUCCAGCCCGACGCCAUCUCUCGCCUGCUGGAGGAGCUGCAGCGCCUGGAGACGGAGCUAGGCCGACCCCCUGAGCGUUGGAAGGACACUUGGGACCGGGUAAAGGCUGCCCAGCGCCUGGAAGGACGGCCAGACGGGCGUGGCCCUCCUGGCUCCCUGCUGGUGUCCAGCGUGCCCCAGCACCGCCGCUCGCUGGGCGUCUACCUGCAGGAGGGGCCCGUGGGCUCCACACUGAGCCUGAGCCUGGACAGCGACCAGAGCAGCAGCUCCACGGCUUCCGGCUCACGCCAGGCAGCCCGCCGUAGCACCAGCACCCUCUAUAGCCAGUUCCAGACGGCUGAGAGCGAGAACAGGUCAUAUGAGGGCACCCUCUACAAGAAGGGGGCCUUCAUGAAGCCCUGGAAGGCGCGCUGGGUUGUGCUGGACAAGACCAAGCACCAGCUGCGGUACUACGACCACCGGGUGGACACGGACUGCAAGGGCAUCAUCGACUUAGCCGAGGUGGAGUCUGUUUUUCCUGGCACGCCCACCAUGGGUGCCCCCAAGAACGUGGAUGAGAAGGCCUUCUUUGAUGUGAAGACCACACGCCGAGUUUACAACUUCUGUGCCCAGGAUGUGCCCUCAGCCCAGCAGUGGGUGGACCGUAUCCAGAGCUGCCUGUCGGAUGCCUGACCCCACUCCUACCCUGCUUCCAGUGUCACAGGCCCGGCCAUGUUUACAGCCCCCCCUUGCCCCCUUGGCCCUGACAGUAUUGAGGCCCCGGCCCCCCAGCACUGAGCUUGUACAGUGUCCCGCUCCCAGCCUGAUGGACUUAACUUAUUGGCAGGCCUGGCAGCGGGCAGCCAUGGUACAGCCCCUUGGGGUAUGUAAAUAGUCCCUCGCUGGCCCUGGCCGGCCACACCAUCUGUCCCCAGAAUCAGAGUCUAUAAAGAGAACGGACCAUGUGGUCACACCUGCCCACCUGUGUGCUCCCCACCUGGGUGUCGGGAGCCCAGGAAUGUGUGCCCUCGGCAGUCAGGCUUCGGGGAGCAGCCUGACCAGGGGGAGAAGAGGGUGCAGGGCUUGAAGCUCAAGGCUUGGACCAGCCUGUCCUCUACCUGGAAGGCCACCCUUGGGCAAGGACCUGGCUCUGGGACAGAUGCCAAUGGGGCGGGGGUGGGGGGGUUUAGGGCCCAAACAUCCAAGGGUUCCAGUGGGGGUCUGGGGUACAUGCUCACACAGGGGAGGGAAUGCUGGCUUGAUAGGUCCAGGAUGCAGGGUCAGAGGCCCUCUUCCUGUGUGAGCCCCACACCUAGUACAGUACAGAGUGCCCGGCACACCAGCUCCACUGGGUCCUUGGCCUUUGGUGUUGGGAC